Notechis scutatus (mainland tiger snake) is the source of this 5359-nucleotide messenger RNA. RefSeq names its product calcium/calmodulin dependent protein kinase kinase 1 (gene CAMKK1). The record is from RefSeq and is a predicted model, not a curated record. Lineage: Eukaryota; Metazoa; Chordata; Lepidosauria; Squamata; Elapidae. Gene Ontology annotation, molecular function: protein serine/threonine kinase activity; ATP binding. Gene Ontology annotation, biological process: CAMKK-AMPK signaling cascade; protein phosphorylation.
CGGAUUGGAGGCUCGUGGGAGCGCUCUGCCCGCGUCUGUUGCAGGCAGGAGCACGUUGGGGAAGCGGCGAGGCGAAGGCGGCUUGGCUUUUCAGCCUGGGAGGGGCGGUGGGUGGGUAGAUGCCGCCGCCGCCGCCGCCGCCGCCGCUUGCUUCAGCCCGGGAGGCUGGCAGGUGAGCUGCGGCAACAAAUCGCCGUGAGCCGCGGCGAUCGCUCCUCUGGAAACCGAGCGAAGGCUUUGCGGAGCGGGAGCGCCUUGCUGGGGAAGUUCUUUCCAGAGAUCCAUGUGGCCAAGAUCCCCACCUUGGACUCUUCAAAAAAUCUUUUCAGUCCUGAUGGCUCGUACUAUCAUCUAAUAACAUAAAAAGCCAGGAUUCAGCUAUGGAUGAGUCUACAGCUGAGAUUGUUGGCCAAGCCACAGACAUGUGGCUCAGCAAAGAUGCUCAGAUUGAGCUUGCCGAAAGAGUAGCUGCCAUCAGUGUAACUGUUGGUCCCAAUGGAAUUACACCAAACAGUCAGAAAGCAACAGAAGAAAGUGUCCUUCUGUUAUCUAAUUGCACAGCUGAAGACAACCAAAGGAAUGGGGUCAAUGUUGAUUCAGGCACCUCUGAAGAACUGGAUGGCACCAAUGAGUUGCAUGAGCCAAAGAAGAUCCCCAAAAGGCCCAUUUUGACUGGCAGGAAGUAUUCCCUUCAAGAAAAGACUACUGGAAAUUACUUGAGUUCCUCUGAUCUUCCAGAUUUUGGUCCAUAUGCCACGGGACCCUCCACGCAUAUUUCACCACGAACAGGGAGGAGGCCGACAAUAGAGUCCCACCGAGUCUCCAUCUCAGAUGCUGCGGAUUGUGUGCAGCUGAAUCAAUACAAACUGAAAAGUGAAAUAGGAAAGGGUUCUUACGGAGUUGUGAAGCUGGCCUACAAUGAAAAUGAUGAUCAAUAUUAUGCCAUGAAGGUCCUCUCAAAGAAGAAGUUGUUAAAACAAUAUGGAUUUCCACGCCGCCCUCCACCUCGGGGAUCGAAAACCACUGCAAGUGGACAGAUGAAGCCAAUGGCCCCUCUAGAUCGGAUAUAUCAAGAAAUAGCAAUUUUGAAGAAGUUGGACCAUAUCAACAUUGUCAAGCUGAUUGAGGUAUUGGAUGAUCCUGCAGAGGACAAUCUAUACAUGGCAUUCGAUCUCCUCCCAAAGGGGCCUGUCAUGGAGGUGCCGUGUGACAAUCCUUUUUCUGAAGAACAAGCUUGGCUCUAUUUCAGAGACAUUGUUUUGGGCAUUGAGUACUUGCAUUAUCAGAAGAUCAUUCAUCGAGACAUCAAACCAUCAAACUUGCUCUUGGGGGAUGAUGGACAUGUCAAAAUUGCUGAUUUUGGAGUGAGCAAUCAGUUUGAAGGCAGUGAUGCCCAGCUCUCCAGCACUGCUGGGACCCCAGCCUUCAUGGCCCCUGAAACUAUUUCAGAUUCUGGAAAGAGCUUCAGUGGAAAGGCUCUAGAUGUCUGGGCAAUGGGUAUCACUCUCUUUUGUUUUGUAUAUGGGAAGUGUCCCUUCAUAGAUGAAUUCAUCCUGGCACUUCACAAUAAGAUCAAAAACAAGCCCGUGGAGUUUCCAGAAGAGAUCAAGACCAGUGAGGAACUAAAAGAUCUGAUUCUGAAGAUGCUGGAAAAGAACCCUGAAUUAAGGAUAACUGUUCCUGAAAUUAAAGAACAUCCAUGGGUCACAAAGUAUGGCAAGCACCCUCUUCCUUUAGAGGAAGACCAUUGCACCAUAGUAGAAGUAACUGAAGAAGAAGUGAAGAACUCAGUCAAGACAAUUCCUAGUUUACCUGCAGUGAUUUUAGUGAAGGCCAUGCUGAGGAAACGAUCAUUUGCCAACCCAUAUGAGACCCAAACGAGGCGAGAAGAACGGUCUAUGUCAGCUCCAGGGGACUUACUAAUAAACCAAGGAAACCGGGAAGGGCUUAAAGACCCAGAACUGCCCGAUGUGAAUGAAGAUGAGACCACCUCUUGAAACCCCUCGAAUCACACAGACUGAUCACCCAGCUAGAGCUGCUGCUGUAACUAUUGUAAUUGGUGGUGUUGUCCUGCACGCCAUGCUGUUCUCAUCAACUGGGGUUUGUGGUCUGUGGGAGAGAAAGAAGACACAAGUGCAAUGCUAAGGACUAAAACAGCAAACCCCAACCCAAGAAACGGUACACCGGAUAGCUAAUUCUUCAUACAACCUGCUGCCUGCAUUUCCUUUUUUUUCACGAGAUAGACAUUUUGAUGUUGUAAACUUGAUAUGUGCCUCUUCCAGCUGUGUUUCACAUUGUGGUAAUGUGUUUGCUGAAUUUUGCUGAACGUUCCUUCCUUGCCAGGAACUGCUCGGUUAACAGUUCUGUUCCAGCUCUAAUUUAGGCAUGAGCUAUUAAGCAAUCGGAUUGCAAGCCCAAGUUGUUAUUCAACACAAUAGAGACCUUUCACCUCUCUAACCGCUGGCUCAAGGGCGCCUGUAACUUUGGCUUGUUUUGAAAUGCAACAACAAUACAGUAGCCCUGUGGUAAGUAUUCAACUCGUUUUGCUUGAGCAUGUUUCUUUAGUUGUGCAUGGCUGUAUUUGUUGGAACACGCUAAAAACUAGAAAGGCUUCUGGAUUUCUCCUCUUUUAGAUAUUUCCCCCAAUUCUGAAUUAUCUGCUCAUUUCCAGAAAGACAUUCUAAAUUAAGAGAGCUAAGAUUACAGUUUCCCCUUGUCUUCUGCCUUCUUUUUGCACAUGGAAAAGGGCUAAAGCUCAGUCGGAGGGUAUAGUUUUCUGCAUGCUUUUGGAUCCAAUUCCUGGAUCCAUCUUCUUAUGGAACUGAGGAGGCCUCUUCUGUGAGAUGAUGAAUGCUGCUGCUGGCCAGAACUGACAAUAUUCUGUUAGAUGAUUCAUGGUUUGACUUCAUAUAAGUUAGCAUCAGAUAUUCCUUCCGAAUGAUAUCCAAAAAAGCAAAACUGACAUUAUGUAAGUAAUGGCUAUGCCAUGUCAGAAUUCUGCCCCUAGAAGAUAGCUUUGGAUUCCAUGUUCUCAUAGAACUGGGUAUGUUUGGAUUUUUGAGCUAACUUACUUCUGUGUCAGCCACUGCAAAAGAAAAACUGCAAAAUUUCAAUUUUUAAGUAUAAUUUUCAGGUUUGGGGGUUGAGGAAAAGGGUGGCUUUUUCCCAUUUAUUCCUGAUUCUUCUUACCUCCCUCCAUCUCAACUCAAAGCUCUUACGACAGAUUUCACUGGCUGUCCUGUCAGUAAACUUCACCUUCAUCUUUCUAGUCUAAAUAUUUAGAAGAAAUUGUAGAGGGGGAAAUGGGCCAUAAGUUUAUUUUGUGAAAUUGUUUACCAGCAUACAGGAGCCUCAUCAUACAAAAAGAAUCUUGAUUCAGUCAUACAUGUAAUCAGGAUCAAAAUUAAUGGGAUGUAGAGGGAGCAUUUCCAACUGCACCACUGCACCAGUAGAUCUGUUCUAGUGGCAUAAUUAAUUGUAAAAAUGCUCAUUAAACCAGAUUCGUUCAUUCCUCUGGGUUGAAAUAAACACACAGGAUAUGCAGUAUAUAUAACAUGCCAUUGCAAAAUGUCAAACUUAAUAACUGGAAUGCAUUUCUCAAAAGUUUGCCUACAGCCAUGAAUCUCAAGGCAGAAAACAUUUCCAAGGCCAUUUUCAUGUCAAGAGGGCCUGUCCUUUCAGCAGAUAGUUGCCUUUCUGCCUUGAUUUGUGUAGUCUCAGAGAAUCUGUCACUGAUUUUAGAUUGAUCUGCCAAUAGACACAGUGAGAUCCAAAUGUGGAAGAAUAACCCUUUCCACAUCCAGAAUACAUUUACAGAAUACAAACCCAUUUAGGUCCCAUCAGAAUUUUAUUUCAGAAUAACAGAGUUGGAAGGGACCUUGGAGGUCUUCUAGUCCAACCCCCUGCUCAGACAGGGAACCCUAUACCAUUCCAGACAAAUGGUUGUCCAAUCAUGAUCCCUGCAACAAUUUUAGUCCAUCGGCAAAAGUUCUGUAAGUCUAUAAAGACACUUAUUCAGAAUCAGAUUCAUUAGGACUAUAAAGUAUCCAGGGAAGUAAGUGGUGAGGAAUUUCAUUCUCUUACUGGUUAUCAGGAUAUUGUACCUGGGUUCUACCACAGGGAUGAGCAACCUGCACUGGUGUUGAAGUACUCAUUCUCACCAGAAUAAUCUGGGCUGCAUUCAUACCAAGUUGAUUGUGACUAAAGGGAACAUUGUCAGGACAGAACUAAAAAUGAUGAUGCCACUCAUUCUUUCACUUUUUCACAUCUCCAUCCACCAAUCUCUUGUUUUACACCCAAUUUUCUGACUCUUCCUCCUUAUAUAGAAACAGGGAGGAAUUUAUUACCUUUACCAGCAUCCAAAUUGACUGUUUACAAAGAGAGUUUGGACUUCUAAACAAGGGCUUUAUGAAAUUAUGACAAAGACUACAUGUGACAUAAGGGCUAUUGGUUGCCCAGACUAUUCUACUAAGUCUGGGAUUGUUUUCUCCAUAACUGGUAACCAAGUUAAUCCAUUUUGGGGUUUGCAUAGCUCAUGAAUUAUGAACUAAUUGGGUUCUGUUAAAAAAUAAACAAACCUUAGCAUAUUGUGUGAAUGCCCCAUUAGGUUUAAUUAACUAGGUUACAUGUACAUGUGAACACAACUCAGCAUUUGUUUUGUUAUGUUUUCCUGUACAAAACAAGAAAAACAUUGAAGGAGAUCUUCCAAACCACUUAAGUUGCUUCUUUAUAAUUCUACCAAUCUAAUAUCUCUCUGAGAUUUACACUCAGUAUAUCACAGCUUUUACAAUGAUAAACUUAAAGCUUGGGUAUAUUUAGAAUUGGCCUCCAAAUGGUAAGAAAAUAAUGGCAGGAAUUUACAAAAAGGAGAGCAGAUUCUGACCUGUUUCUGGGGCAUGUGCUUCAAUGAGUAGAAAUCCAGGUCAUUUUGAGAUAAUCCUAUUUUUAUACGUAUGACCGAUGCUUAAAUUAAGGCAUGCAAAGAUGGCCUUUGUUGACUUGUCUUCAUUUAUAAGUCCGUCUCAUAUUCUCAUCAGCAAAUUCAGAAUUAUUACAUUUUUUAUGUUUAAUAUUUUAAGGCAUUCUGAUAGGCAUUUGGGUCUGUGUACUUGGCUAAGAAAAGCAUGACAAAAUUUGGAGAUGUUCAAAAACCAAGUCUUUCUAUAUUCACACACAUUUGUCUAGCAACUAUGGUUAAUUCAGUUAAAAAAAAUGUAACUUAAAAAUGAUGUCUUCAGAUACCACUGUAAAAAAAAAAAAAAACUGUUCCCAAACUGUAUUCCAUUUUUUAUGUAAAUUUUAUGAAGCAGUUGCUGUUUUUUCUUUUCCCCUCCCACAUUAAAGUUGAUUUUAACAGUUA